Messenger RNA from Canariomyces notabilis, 2049 nucleotides. RefSeq lists its product as uncharacterized. Bases 1 to 2049 code for a protein of 682 amino acids. Gene Ontology annotation, biological process: regulation of transcription by RNA polymerase II. The record is from RefSeq and is a predicted model, not a curated record. The transcript is spliced from 2 exons. Gene Ontology annotation, molecular function: DNA-binding transcription factor activity, RNA polymerase II-specific; RNA polymerase II cis-regulatory region sequence-specific DNA binding. NCBI's taxonomy places the organism in Eukaryota, Fungi, Ascomycota, Sordariomycetes, Sordariales, Chaetomiaceae.
AUGACGCCGAGGCCUAGCACGGCCCCGAGUCAACGUCCGCUGUCUCUCGACGACGCAACGACGCCCACUCGAGCCAGCUUCGGCCACAGCGCACUAGCCUCACAAAAGCCGCUUCCAACCUCCCCGUUUCCCGAGUCGGUACAGGUUCCGGAAACAGGUACAACGACGAACGUCCCCAAGAGGGAGAACUCGCAACACUCGAGGCGAUCCAAGGAGUCGGAGGACAUGGACAUGGAUGAUUCAGACGGAGAUGGCCACGCUGGGGAAGAUGGUGCUGCGUCGGACGACGAGAGUGUUAAUGCGGACGGAACAAAAUCCAAGAAGAAGAAGUCUCAGAGGUUUUACUGCACCGAUUAUCCACCAUGCAACCUCAGUUUCACAAGGAGCGAGCACUUGGCCCGACAUAUCAGGAAGCACACCGGCGAGCGGCCUUUCCAAUGUCACUGCUCCCGACGCUUUUCCCGACUCGACAACCUACGACAGCAUGCGCAGACGGUGCACGUAAACGAAGAUAUCCCAGUUGAUUCCCUAGCCGCCACAGGGACACGGUUCCAGCGCCAGAUUAGGACAGACAGAGUGCGCCAGCCUGGCAGGGCUAGAGCAUCGACCGCUGGAAGUGUUGGGCCUGGCGGACGAGGACACGCGAAAUCUCUGUCGACGUCGAGCAUUGGUAGCGUGAGCUCAAUAGUGUCUGCUUACGGCGUCAACGAUGUUCGGCGAAGACCGCCGCCUCUCAUAAUGGCGGACCCUCGAGCGCGGCUCUCGUUGGAAUCGUAUCGCAGUGGUGACGGGCAGUACUACCGGCCGCCCUCACCUGGCGAUUUCAGUACUCCCACCUCAGCAACUUUCUCCACCGGGCAAAACAGCCCGCGGUGGGGCCCCGUGAUGUCACCUGGCGCGUCCCACUCCCGCUCGCACAGCAUGUACGCCGGCUCCAGGACCCCCGGCCGCCGCUUGAGCGUGCCUUCCGGGGGCAACCCCUUCCAGUCACCGCACGGCCCCAGCCCUCGCGGCCCGCUGUUCUCCCCUUCGGCCCUCAACUCGUCCAACAGCGGCGCUUAUUCCCCAUCGCAAAGCAGCCUGCUGACAUCGCCGACAACAUCGACGUACGCUUGGUCACGGCGAGACUCGACCACUUCGGCUGCCGAUGAGGCUUGGCGUCGACGGACUUGGCACCCUGAUACGCGCGACUACAAUGGAUCGAGUAGGUUGAGUCAAGUUAUCACACCUUCGCAAUUCCCGCCGGACACCGUCUCGCUGCCGGCUCCGAACCCGAGCAAUCAACCGCCACAAACACUGCGUCUCCCAGGCAUUGAGUCAUUUGACGAGUUGCCCAAUAGGCCACUCACUCCGCCUCGUCGGAACCCUUCGCCGAUGAUGGUAGAUUCCGACGCCUCGCAUCGCCGACUCCUCCUCCCAGGCGGUGAUAUGACCACGGAGGACAGACGCGGUCUUCCCGCACAGUGGGACACAAACUUGCAUCGGGGGCUAACAAGGCUCGACAUUAACACGCCCCCCAGAGACAGUGCGGGGGCAUGGGCAAACGAGGCAAAGCAGGCCCUUUUUGCGCGUGCCGAACAAGCUCGGGCUGCUCCUCCUCAGCCGGUUGUUAGGUUUGAGCCAGAGGUACAGACAGUGGAGGGCCCCCCAGCUUCGAUGGCGCAGGCAAUGAACGCUCCCAUGCUGGGCCCUCGGCAUCAGCACACCAUGUCGGCUCCAUCUAUCAGUGCACCGCGCGAUACCAAACGCCACGGGUGGUAUCACGGAGCGAGCGCCGUCGGCCCGGCUGGUGAAACGAUUCACGAAGGCCGGCCUCAUGUUGAUCGAAUGAUCCACCCCAACAUAAGCGAGUUCCAGGGGUUUCCGGCUCGGGAGCGGCAACCAGUCAUUCACCAGCAAAGUAUGCCUGGGAUGGAGCCUAGAACAGAGCGGAUGGAGCGCAUUAUGGAAAGAUCUCCGAAUCCGAACGGGAAUCCGGAGUCGCUAAGACGCUUGGAAGCCCUCGUGGCAGUGGCGACCAGCGAAAGCUCCGUGGCAACCGCCUACUAG